UCCUCGGCGCCGCCGCCACCACCUCUUCCCCGUCCCGAUCCCCACCCGAUUCCACGAACCCCUCCCGAUCCCCACCUCCUCCCCAAUCCCCGAACCCCUCGUCUCCGGCGGCGGCAGCCAUGGUGAAGGAACGCACGGGGCAGCGCGUCAGGCCCUACGUCCGGGGCACCAUCCUAGCCUUCCCGACGCUGGACUCGCUCACGGCGUACCUCCGGCCGCGCCUCCCUGGCCCGGCACUCGCCUCCUGGGGAUCCGCGCCGGGGACCAAGAACCUGCUCAACCUCUUCCUGGAGCUCUCCUGCGGCGACUGCACGCUGCUGCCCGCGGCCUCCUCCCCGCCGGCCCUCGUCAUGCGCGCCGUCCACGUCGCCACCGUGCGCAUCCGCAACCGCCGAGGCGCGCUCCUCCUGGAGACCCGGCAGCUGCUCUCUGACGGCACGCUGCGCCAACGGGCCGCGAGGCCGCUCUCGGAGAAGCUGCGCCCCGGGGUGAUGCGUCGUGCCACUGUGGCUGCUGGUGCCGCUGUUACAUCCGAUUUCAGCAAGAACCAAGGGGACAACGUAGAUUCCAUUGACCAGGGAGGUGUUGAAGGACUGCAGGUUGGAGACUGGGGUGUUGCAAUUGAAGAUCCUACUGAAAGUGGCAACGCUGCCUGGGCACAGUCAACUGCCCAGAUGGAUCCACAAGUACCUGAAUGAACUAAAAGAGCACGCCCUGUCCAGAGAGUUGGUGCUGGUGCGCUGGAGACGGCUAUUAGGGCAUAUGUAGACAAAUUGGGUGACCAUGUAGUCCGUUGCUGCAUUAGGUUUUCUUGGCUGUAAAAGAUGGUUCCCAGGACGUCGUGUUUGGAGAGGAUCGAUGUACUGGAGCAAACGAUCCGGGGGUAUGUGGAUAAGUUGGGAAAGCAUGUUUGAGAGCGGAUCCUACACAGCGGGGAGUGUGCUGCCGCAGCCUGCUAUGCUAGAUGCGGGGAGAACAUCCCAAGCAGACCAGUGUCUAGUUUGUAUGGAGUUUUGGCCAGUGUGGCCGCAGAUACCUUUGGUAACGCUGUGGCAACUGAGAGCGAAGCCUGCAAUGGAUACAUAACCUCUGCUACUAGAGUUGGAGACGCGGUGGACGGCGACCAGCUAGCUGUGAUUCACGAGCGUAGCGAGAGUGACGAUGCAUCAUCGGCGCAAUCGAUGGGAAAGAUGGACGGAAAGGUAACACUAAUCUAUAUCUGACAGGCUGUAAAUACUUUGAAUGUGGAUUACGCCCGAAUGAGUGAAUAACAGUGAAUAGUUGUGGCCGAAGCUGACACAGUGGAAGAUAAGUGUAGAUGUCGAUAGCUUGAAGGGAGUGGUACUAUAGUUCAGUGGAAAAUUCAUGAAAUAUUUGAAUAAUGAAACAUGCAUGUCUGAAAAAUGCAGAUACACAGUUUCUUA
This is a messenger RNA of Hordeum vulgare subsp. vulgare (domesticated barley), 1424 nucleotides long. RefSeq lists its product as uncharacterized. The record is from RefSeq and is a predicted model, not a curated record. NCBI's taxonomy places the organism in Eukaryota, Viridiplantae, Streptophyta, Magnoliopsida, Poales, Poaceae. Bases 120 to 698 code for a protein of 192 amino acids. The transcript is spliced from 2 exons.